Messenger RNA from Linnemannia hyalina, 732 nucleotides. The record is from the annotation of a GenBank genome assembly. Lineage: Eukaryota; Fungi; Mortierellomycota; Mortierellomycetes; Mortierellales; Mortierellaceae.
AUGUUAUUCAACAAACUUGUGUCCCUCGCUUUGUUGGCUGCCACUGGCUCAAGCUGCGCCGACGUUCCCAAGGGCGCAGCUUUUGACCACAUCUUUAUCAUCUUCCUUGAGAACACCGACUACGACCUGGCCAACUCUGACCCCAACCUCCGUUCCCUCUUCUCAAGCGGCGUUGCUCUCAGCAACUACCAUGGAGUUACUCACUCCUUCCAGCCCAACUACUUCACUGCCAUUGCCGGAGACUUUUUCGUUACAGGGACAGAUUCACCCACAACAUGGGCACCUCUUACAAGACGGUCGUCGACCUUUUGGAAGCAAGGGUCUGACCUGGAAACCCUACCAGGAGGACAUGCCCUCGACCUCCAAGCUGGUAACCUCCCCAACUACUCGUCCUACACUCCCAACGUCAAGAGCGAUGGUCAUGAUACCACAGUUGCCUAUGCCAGCAAUUGGUCCACGGGUUUCUUGGCCCUCCUCCUGUCCAACCCGACUUUCAACAAUGACACCCUUGUAGUCUUGACCUUUGAUGAAGCGGACGAUUAUUUCGACAGCUGCAACCAUGUCCUUGGAUUGUUGCUUGGAAGCGCUGUCCAUAAUAUCAAGAACACAGUCGACAGCACAUUUUAUACCCAGUACUCGCUCAUCUCGACUGUUACUGCCAACUGGGUCUUGACAGUUUGGGUCGCAACGAUAUCAACAAGCCCGUCUCCAACGUCUUUAGCUUUGUCGUGA